Molecule: messenger RNA, 2574 nt
Organism: Drosophila hydei
Lineage: Eukaryota; Metazoa; Arthropoda; Insecta; Diptera; Drosophilidae
Gene: ABCD
Product: ATP-binding cassette sub-family D member
Exons: 9
Coding region: 332-2515 (727 amino acids)
Biological process (GO): fatty acid beta-oxidation; peroxisome organization; very long-chain fatty acid catabolic process
Cellular component (GO): peroxisomal membrane
Molecular function (GO): ATP hydrolysis activity; ABC-type transporter activity; long-chain fatty acid transmembrane transporter activity
Source: RefSeq, a predicted model, not a curated record
GUGAAACAGAAAGCUGAGAACCAUCAUAAAAUAGGCGCCAAGUAAAUUUCAAUGUCUCAGUUUUAUUGAGAUUGCGAGUUAAUCGAGACCUUUGGCAUGCGCGGCUAACUGAAUUACUCUUGACAAGCUUUCAGUACAAGGUUCGGCAUGGAAGAGUAGAGUGCGAUGACCUUUGACUCCACGUGAAUAGCUAAAUUUAUUAAAAAGAAAACGAUACUUUUGCGUUCAUAAGACACAAAAAACUAGUGUAUAAAAUCUAAAAGUUUGCCUUACGCAGGUAUAAAGAUAUAUACCUAUUCGAAAUACAUUUAGGUAUAGGAUAAAUGUAAAUAUGACAGUGUUUUCCAAAUACGUUGGUCGUAUAGCGGAAAAAUAUGACAAAUCUGGAUUGUCAAAGCAGGCUUUCAGUUACGCCCUAGUGGGCACCGCACUGUUUGCAUUAACCAUCAAGGUAACUGUACCAUAUAUACGAAAUGCCCAAUGCAUUAAGCAUAAGAACGCGAAUGCGGGUGCGCUCACACCUUCAGAGAUCGAUGGAUUGCACGAUGACUUGAAGCUGGCUGAGGCCGAGAAACUGCUAGUAGAAAAGCAAUUAAAAAAGCAGCAGAAAAAUAAGCAAAUGCUCGAACCUGGCCUGAACAAGGAGUUUUUGAAGCAACUCAGCAUGCUGGUUAGGAUAAUGAUACCGCAGAAAUUAUGCUAUGAAACGGGUCUACUAACUGUCCAUACUUUGUGUCUCAUCUCUCGGACAUUUCUCAGCAUUUAUGUGGCAGCAUUGGAAGGAGCGAUUGUAAAGUUUAUCGUACGCAAGGACAUCAAGCAGUUUGCACUCGUUUUACUCAAAUGGUUUGGAAUUGCAAUACCAGCUACAUUCAUCAAUUCAAUGAUUCGAUUUCUGGAGAGUAAGCUAUCAUUAGCGUUUCGAACUCGGUUGGUGCGUCAUUCUUAUCGUUUGUACUUUAAGAAUCAGAAUUACUAUCGAGUAUCGAACUUGGACGGCCGCAUCGAAAACGCUGAUCACAGACUUACAGAGGAUAUUGCAGUAUUUUCCAGCUCUGUAGCUCAUUUAUAUAGCAGUUUAACCAAACCUUGCUUCGAUCUGAUGUUGAUUGGCUUGGCUUUAAUGCGCUCCUCCAGAAAGAUGAAAGCAAAUAUUUUAUCAGGGCCCGCGUUAUCAGUAAGUGUUAUUGCGCUUACCGCUCAUAUUUUGCGUAUUGUAUCCCCCAAAUUUGGGCAAUUGGUAUCAGAGGAGGCUAAUCGAUAUGGUUAUCUAAGGCAUAUACAUUCACGCAUCAUAACAAAUGCAGAGGAAAUUGCGUUCUAUAGCGGACAUAAAGUUGAACUACAGCAACUAAGGCAGGCCUACAAUCGCCUUGUUAAUCAAAUGAAUAACAUAUUUAGUCAAAAACUUUGGUUUGUAAUGCUAGAGCAAUUUUUUAUGAAAUACGUGUGGUCCGGAACUGGCAUGGUGAUGGUUUCACUGCCUAUUUUAACGGGAGCAGCUUCAUCCACAUCUAAUAAUAGGACUAUGGAAAUAAAUGAUUCGAGUGUUAGUGAGCGUACCCAAUACCUCACAACGGCUAGAAAUCUGCUUAUAUCGGCAGCCGAUGCUAUAGAACGUUUAAUGUCUUCCUAUAAGGAAAUUGUAGCAUUGGCCGGCUAUACCUAUCGAGUAGCUGGUAUGCUAGACGUUUUUGAAGACACCGCUCAAGGCAUCUACAGCAAAGCCACGAUCGCUGAGAAUGAGGAAAUAAAUGGCAUCAUUGAGUUUCGUGGCGGCAAACCCAUUGCCAAGGGACGUAUUAUAUAUAUCGAUGAUCCCGGCAACAUGUCUAUCAGUCUCCGAGCCGUGCCUGUCGUAACACCAAACUGUGAUAUUGUUGUUCCAAGCUUGACCCUGUGCAUUGAGCCGGGUGUUCAUUUGUUGAUAACUGGUCCAAAUGGCUGCGGCAAGUCCAGCUUGUUUCGCAUUUUAAGUGGUCUUUGGCCAAUCUAUGCCGGCGAGCUGCACAUUCCCCGCCCCAUUAAAAACAAACCCUGUAUGUUCUAUAUACCCCAACGACCAUAUAUGUCCAUUGGCAGCCUAUGUGAUCAGAUAAUAUAUCCAGAUACUCGUGACGAUAUGAAACGCAAGGGUAUUACCGAAAAUGAGCUGAUGAACAUUUUAAAAUUGGUCUCCCUCGAGCAUAUUGCACAACGUAACAGCUUUGAUGUGGUGCGUGAUUGGAAAGACAUUCUCUCCGGAGGUGAAAAGCAACGUAUGGCUGUGGCGCGUCUAUUUUAUCACAAGCCACGUUACGCACUUCUUGAUGAAUGUACCAGUGCGGUUUCCAUUGACGUGGAAAACUCAAUCUAUGAAAUUGCCAAGAGCAUGGGCAUUACGCUACUGACAAUAACUCAUAGACCAACACUAUGGAAAUUCCAUACUCAUAUUCUUGAAUUUGAUGGUCAAGGAAGCUGGAAGUUCAGGCAAAUGAACAGCAAUGAGAACCAAAAAGAAAAGUUCAUUCAUUAAUAUGUAUAUAUAUUGAGUAUUAUUAAGUAAAGAGUGAAUAAAAGCUAAAUAUAUAUGUU